Messenger RNA from Populus euphratica (Euphrates poplar), 1057 nucleotides. RefSeq names its product cyclin-U2-1-like. Gene Ontology annotation, biological process: regulation of cyclin-dependent protein serine/threonine kinase activity. The transcript has 2 exons. NCBI's taxonomy places the organism in Eukaryota, Viridiplantae, Streptophyta, Magnoliopsida, Malpighiales, Salicaceae. Gene Ontology annotation, molecular function: protein kinase binding. The record is from RefSeq and is a predicted model, not a curated record. The coding region runs from base 173 to 844 and encodes 223 amino acids.
UAAAUACCCCCACAAGGCCAAAACCUUUUAUCCCUCUCCCUCUCCACCGAGCCUACAGUACUCUAAAUCUUUCGGGUAUAAAAUCCUUUUCAAGACACUUCAUUUUCCACAACAAGAAGUUAGAACUUCCUUCUUUAUAUUUCUUUGCCUUAUAAAAACUAGAGUCUCUCUAAUGGCUACAUCUUCUCUCGCAAUUUCUCCAAGAAAGCUCCGAUCUGAUCUAUACUCCUAUUCCUACCAAAAUGACUCAAACACCCCACUAGUCAUUUCUGUUCUUGCUUCUCUUAUUGAGAGAACCAUGGCAAGGAAUGAAAGAAUUGUCAAGAACUGUAAAUGGGCUUUAUCUAAGGAUAUCAGAACUCGAGUCUUUGAUUGCCAUGAGACACCGGACUUGACAAUUCAAUCAUAUCUUGAGAGAAUUUUUCGAUACACUCGCGCAGGACCUUCGGUUUAUGUCGUUGCCUAUGUUUACAUUGAUCGGUUUUGCCAGGCUAAUCCAGGGUUUAGAAUCAACUCAAGAAACGUACAUAGGCUUCUUGUUACGACUAUCAUGGUGGCUUCUAAAUACGUUGAAGACAUGAAUUACAGGAAUUCUUAUUUUGCAAGAGUUGGGGGAUUGACAACCAAUGAAUUGAACAACUUGGAGCUUGAAUUCGUUUUCUUGAUGGGUUUCAAAUUGCAUGUGAAUGUUAGUGUUUUUGAGAGUUAUUGCUGUCACUUAGAAAGAGAAGUUGGUAUUGGAGGUGGAUAUCAUAUAGAGAGGACGUUGAGAUGUGCAGAAGAAAUCAAAUCAGGGCAACAAGAAGAGAAAAGAUAUAAUCAGAUUGCUCGAAUCAUGUUGUAGAGUAAUUAUGUUUUUAAAUUUGCCUGGCAUGACGGUACUGGCUGGCGUGUUUCUUGUUUUGUACAGAUAGAUGUGUAAAAUAGAUAAUGAUUUCUUGGGAUCUUGGGCUUCUCUGCUAUAGUAGCAGUAAAAACCAAUACAGGUUACGAGGUGAUGUAUGUACUAGAAUAAUUUGGUUUCUGAAAUGGAAAUUGUAACCAUCCAUUUGCUCAA